GGCACCUGUUUAGGCGUAUAUUUAUAUUUAUUUGAUUCGUCCUUGAGUAAUUUAUUUUUGUGAAGGACCAAAAAUUUAGUGAAUUUUAAUGUCUUAACCGUCGGAAGUGAAAUCGAAAUUCUUUGAAAUUUCCAACUAAUUAGAUACCACUGAAUGCAAUCCAGAAGAAUUGAAUACGAGGGACAAUGUUAUAGGAUAGAACAAAUUGAAACAAAUAAUCAUGACCAAGAAUAAUAAGUAACUUCAGUGCUAACAGAAAAAUGAAACAGGCUAACAGUGGACCCUUAUUACAGUCUGAAGACAUGCCUGAAGCAGAAUCUUCCAGUUCCUUAGAACAGGGUAAAUCUAAAAAGAUUUCAACUAGUUCUUUAGGAGGAGAUAUAGCAAGACCCAAAGUUGUAACUGUUAAACACCCUGAAUCAAAUAAGCUCAAACCAACGGCAAAGAAAAACAAACAACCUAUACAAGCCAACCUAGAUGUAUCUAAAGAAUUUUUGAGGUGCAGAGAUGAAGGUUUGAAACGUUUGGAUUUGAGUAAGUCAAAUAUAACUUACCUUCCACCUACUGUUCGAGAUUUACAUCAUCUGUCCGAACUUUACUUGUAUGGAAACAAACUUGUGUGUUUACCUCCUGAGAUUGGUUGUUUGACCAGUCUUCAAACUCUCGCUUUGAGUGAGAAUUCACUUACUAGUCUACCUGAUCCCCUGGAGAAUCUGCGUUCCCUGAAAGUUUUAGACCUGAGGCAUAAUAAAUUGAACGAUAUACCUGAAGUUGUAUAUAAACUGACAUCAUUAACAACAUUAUUUUUACGAUUCAACCGAAUACGAUAUGUCGGUGAAGAAAUAAAAAAUUUAACCUCAUUAACAAUGCUGAGUUUAAGAGAGAAUAAAAUUAAAGAAUUACCUGCAGGCAUUGGAAAACUAGUCAACUUAUUAACUUUUGAUGUGUCUCAUAACCAUCUUGAGCACCUCCCAGUGGAAAUUGGUCAUUGUGUUGAUCUUUCAACAUUAGACUUGCAACAUAAUGAAUUACUGGAUAUACCGGACUCAAUUGGUAACCUUCAGCAAUUGACUAGACUAGGUUUGAGGUAUAACAGACUCACUCAAAUACCUCCAACACUUAGUAAUUGCAAACAUAUGGACGAAUUUAAUGUUGAAGGCAAUGCCAUAUCUCAACUUCCUGAGGGCCUGUUAUCAAGUUUGAGCGAAUUGACCAGCAUUACUCUUUCGAGAAAUAAUUUCUCUGCAUACCCUUCAGGGGGACCAUCACAGUUUACUAAUGUGGACUCUAUCAACUUGGAACAUAAUCAAAUUGACAAAAUUCCUUAUGGUAUUUUCUCUAGAGCAAAAAAUUUGACAAAACUCAAUAUGAAGGAGAAUCAACUGACUUCAUUACCAUUGGAUGUUGGAGCGUGGACAAAUAUGGUGGAAUUAAAUCUAGGAACUAAUCAGUUGGGAAAACUCCCAGAUGAUAUUCAGUCCUUACAAAGUCUAGAGGUGUUGGUUCUUUCAAACAACCUUUUAAGAAGAAUUCCUCCUAGUAUUGGCAAUUUGAGAAAGCUUCGAGUCCUAGAUCUGGAAGAAAACCGUCUUGAACAGCUUCCCAAUGAGGUUGGCUUCUUAAGAGAAUUGCAAAGGCUCAUAGUUCAAUCCAAUCAGCUGACGAAUUUACCUCGAGCUAUUGGCCACCUAACAAAUCUUGUAUAUUUAAGCAUUGGUGAGAAUAACUUGGCAUAUUUACCAGAAGAAAUUGGAACUCUGGAGAACUUAGAGUCCUUGUAUAUUAAUGAUAAUCCCACCCUUCAUAACCUUCCUUUUGAACUAGCACUCUGUUCUAAUCUUCAAAUUAUGAGCAUUGAAAAUUGUCCAUUGUCACAAAUUCCUACAGAAAUUGUAGCAGGAGGCCCAUCUCUUGUUAUUCAGUAUUUGAAAAUGCAAGGACCUUAUAGAGCCAUGUGAUGAAAAAAGUAAUUUUUUAUUUAAUUUUUUCAAGAAUUUGCACUGUGAUUCAACAGAACUGUAAUGUAAAAGGAUUUUUUUACAUUUAUUGCUUUAAUUUGGAUUUUCAGAAUACUAGCUUCCAAUAGACUGACUAAAAAAUUGAAUAAUCAAAGUAUAUAUUUUUCUUUUUAUAAAUCACUCCUGGUGAUUAGGUAUUUGAAUGAGAUGAGAGAAAAAAAGAGACAUGAUAUUUUUCAUUGAAACGUUUGAUUUUAAUUAAUUGCCUUAGUAUGAUCAAUGUAUUUAUAGCCAUGCGAACAAAAUGUUAUUUGAUGGCUUAUUGGUGAAUGUUUUGAUAGUUACAUAAAUAUUAAAAUCAUAAAGUAAGAGAA
Messenger RNA from Leptinotarsa decemlineata (Colorado potato beetle), 2332 nucleotides. It is a transcript of the gene Sur-8, whose product is annotated as leucine-rich repeat protein shoc-2. Gene Ontology annotation, molecular function: protein binding. Lineage: Eukaryota; Metazoa; Arthropoda; Insecta; Coleoptera; Chrysomelidae. Gene Ontology annotation, cellular component: cytoplasm. The record is from RefSeq and is a predicted model, not a curated record.